Puccinia graminis f. sp. tritici CRL 75-36-700-3 is the source of this 2824-nucleotide messenger RNA. RefSeq names its product STE/STE20/FRAY protein kinase. The transcript has 2 exons. NCBI's taxonomy places the organism in Eukaryota, Fungi, Basidiomycota, Pucciniomycetes, Pucciniales, Pucciniaceae. Gene Ontology annotation, molecular function: protein kinase activity; ATP binding. Bases 478 to 2253 code for a protein of 591 amino acids. Gene Ontology annotation, biological process: protein phosphorylation. The record is from RefSeq and is a predicted model, not a curated record.
ACUCACACACGGAUUUUCUCUCACGCAACAGAUGAGAUAGAUGACGACAUAUUUCUAGUGGCAGUCUGGACCCUCGACUUUGUUGCAGAACGUGUGUUUCGAUGGAGUAUUUAUGGAGGGGGGUCGUCGCUGUUUGUAGCCUUGGACAAACGUUCUGCUCUCGAUGAAACUUGACUAUUUAUUGAUCCUAUCAAGGCCCCCUUGGUAAUUAUAGAGUGGUUGAUCAGUAUAGUACAAACUUUGCUCUGGUCGGUAGGCUCUUGAAACGGGCAUUGUAGUCUUGGCGUUUUUUGUACAGUUGUCCAUCUAGACUCCUUGAAGAUGGUUUAGUGCUCCCUUUAAUUGGUGUUCAGUCUGAGCGGAAGGCGGACUACCGAAAUCGGUUGAUUCUAGUGUUUCGCGAGUCGAGGGAGGGUACAAAAGGAAGAGCUCUCUUGCUUGGGUGCUGCAUUAAACCAACCAAAUUCAGAAAAACUGAUGCCCAAGAUGCUCAGCUCACUCGGUCUGCGUCGCAAGUCGGAAGACGAGAAGAACAAGCUCAAGCUCACCAAGACACUCUCCAACUGCUCAACCACCUCAGCCUCAACCACCCUCACCACCUCAUCCAAGCUAUCCUCAGCAACCAAGAAGAACCGCCGCAGCACCCUCAUCAGCCGCCUCUCUGCAACCUACCAGACCAUCUCCCACCUCUCAUCCUCAUUCACCGACUCCAUCCACUCCAACCCAACCGCACUCAGCAGCAACAGCAGCCCAGCUACCCAUCAUCCUCAUCAUCACAAGUCACACAUCGACAACAGCCAGACCGACUAUACCGAGCUCUCCUCGCAUCGCAAGAGGAUCCUCGGCUCAGUCACCGACCAAUGGCCGAUGUACUCCAACGACCCCCAGGACUAUCUGCUCGGAUCCCACAUCGGGUUCGGGGCCUCCUCGGUCGUCAGGCUGGCCCACUUCAAGCCACGCCCCGGGGAGCUGUGUGCGGUGAAGGUGAUCGACAUCGACCGGCUGUCGGUGAAACAGAUCGAGUAUUUACGUAGGGAGACCCUGCUCAUGUCCCUCGCCAAACAUCCCAACGUGCUCCGAGUCCGAGGCGAAUGGAUCGAGGAGAGCUCGCUGUGUAUCGCCAUGCGGCUCAUGCAAGCCGGCUCGAUCGCCGACCUGCUCCGGUUCCGGUUUCAAGAUGGGCUCCCAGAGCCGGUGAUUGCCACCGUGCUCAUCCAGGCCAUCGCCGGCUUGGACUAUCUCCAUGCGAACGGCUGGAUCCAUCGCGACCUCAAGGCCGCUAAUCUCCUCCUCGACCACGACGGCACCGUCCUCAUCGCCGACUUCGGCGUCAGCAUCGACCGCUCCCCCGAUCACCACCAGCUCGGCAUCCCCAGCCCCGCUUCCAACUCCUCCUCCCCCCUCCCGGCUUCUACUAAUAAUCCGCUGCUCACCCGUCAGACUAGCUUCGUCGGCACCGCUCUCUUCAUGGCUCCGGAGGUAGUCACCCGCCAGUUAUACAACGAUCGGGCGGAUAUCUGGUCCUUUGGAAUCACCGCAUUAGAGAUGGCAGUGGGGAAAGCGCCCUAUGCGAUGAUAUCGCCAGCGAGAGUGUUAAUGAAGACGGUGCAGGAGCCAUCGCCGACGUUAGAGCGACGCCGGGCGGGGGCGCCGUACGAGUAUUCGAAGGCCUUCAAGCGCUUCGUCGACCGCUGUCUCAGCAAAGAUCCUGCGCUCCGACCGACGGCGCGUCAGCUGCUCUUCAGAGAGAAGUUCUUCCGCCAGGCCCGGCCCAAGGCUUUCCUCCUCCACGCCAUCCUCGCCGACCUUCCGCCGCUCGAACUCCGCCAGGAACGCCGCUUCUUCGCACCCUCUAACCUCCGCGCCCCUCCGCUCGACCAUGCUCCCCUCCUCUCCCAUUCCCCGCCGGGUCCUCAAAAUGACGCUUCCUCCUCUAAAAACCAACACCCAUCUGCAUCCCCACUUACUCGUCUCGACGAUUAUUCAGAGAAUACUAAUCUCUCUGCUUGUCCGCCCUGGGACUUCUCCUCCUCGAUCUCUAGACCGCACUCCUUUGCCUCCUCGACCCACGACCGUCCGUCCUCUCACUCCUCCCAACUCUCGCAUGAUACCCUCAAAGCUCCCAAUCAGCCUCUUCUCCUUCCCGCCUCUAAUCAGAAACUUCGGCCUUCACUCUCCAGACUUCAUACCGACUCCCACAGACCUAACGUCUUCGAUAUCGUCUCCUCCUUCAACCUUCAUCCCGUUUCUUAACCCCCUUCUUUCCUGCCUUUCGUCUUGUUAUACUUUCUUUCACCCGCCCUUUCCCCUCAACCUACCCGAAAAAUCAUAGACUCUCACAUCGGAAUCUUGUUCCCUUAUAUAUCGGACUCCACACAUACAUGAGGGCACUUUCUUUUCUUUUUUUUAAACAAAAUCAUUGAUCAUCGUUUUUUGUUUUUGUUUCUGUUUUUCUGUGUGUUUGUGCUAGUAUACAAUAGAAGAAGAUGACUCAAGAAAAAAAAAAGAAAAACAAUCGGUUUUUGUUUGGAUAAAACAAGGUGAUCAUGUCCUCUUGCAUUCUGUUUUUUUUUUUGGAUCAACAAUCAUCCUAUGUUCUCAGUGUCUGUUGUAUGUAUGCUUGUAUGCUUGUAUUCUUGUAAUUUGUACACCGCAAAAAUACACUCCAAAAUGCUUCCAUAUCAUACUAAUUGUGUAUGUAGACAAACACAUCUGUCCAUGUGAUAUGCACAUGUCACUUUUCGCAAGAUAUCUUUUGACCAAAAUAAAUCAGGUGUAAUAUCUCAAGUGAUGUCUUUAUGGUUGAGCUUAACCACCUAGUCAA